Molecule: messenger RNA, 4249 nt
Organism: Papaver somniferum (opium poppy)
Lineage: Eukaryota; Viridiplantae; Streptophyta; Magnoliopsida; Ranunculales; Papaveraceae
Exons: 12
Coding region: 2776-3555 (259 amino acids)
Source: RefSeq, a predicted model, not a curated record
AAAGGAAAUCUGAUAGAUCUGGAAAUAGAGAAAGUGAGAGAUGCAUCACCAACGCUCCGCUGCUCUAAUCAACCAAAGAUUCUUUACUUGCUGUUUCAAGUUCCAGAUGAUGAAGAUAGAUUUCAAACAUCAUCAGAGACUUUGUCCCUGUGAUUCCAAAUCUAUUUUUUCUGAUGGUGUUCCUUUUUGAGUUUUAUGGGUUUAUCUUAUUAUUUUUCUUAGAAUAUUUUGCAUCAGUUGAGACUGAGGCGUGGUGAUGAAAAAUGUCAGAUUAAUCAUAUGAGAAUAGAUGAUGAACUCAACUGUACACUCAUUCUGGCUUAGUUCUGAACACUUUCAAUCUCAAUUCGUAUAAUGAGAUUUUUUUGGGUUUUUAUAGUGAGGUUUUGAUGUGUGUUUUCUAAAGCUCAUAUUAGAUCCUAAACUAUUGACUGUUUGAUUUGCAAUAGUAUUUUUUGAGGUUAGAGAUACUUUACAACUAUUAUUUUGUAGCUAUUUAGUUUUGCUUGUUCAUAUUCAAGUGAUGAAAUUGGAUUCACCAUUCACGACUGUCAUCAAAGACUAUGUCUUUGUGUAGUUGUUGAUCUGAAAUCUAUUUUUUCUGAUGGUUUUUAUUUUUUGGUUUUUAUAUUUUUAUCAAUCGUCUAAUUUCCCCUUUUCAAGGUGUCUCUCAGUUUCUCUUCGAUAAGUAAGUAAUACAGGGUUUUUGAAUUAUCAUUAUUUUACUUUAUUUAGAUUGAAUUGAAGGUGUUAUGUAGCUGGGUUUUGCUUUUAUUUGUAUUCAAAUUGAUUAAAUUUUGAUAUGUUCCAGGUUGGGGUGCAGUUAACUAUCGAAGGGUUGCAACUUUUGGUCAUUCAAGCAAGAAGGGUGAUGGCUAAGUUGGAAACUUACACGAAACUCACAAAUGUUAUGGUUGUUGCGGGUGCUUUCCAAUUGGUGGUACCUUUUAUGAGCUCCACUUUAAGGAAAAUUAUGUGUACAAUGAGCGGCGGCAGACUGCAUGGAUUAUCCCCUGCCUUCUGGCAUGCCUUAUUGUUUUCUGCUUUGUGUUGCAUAUGUGCACAUUGGCCACCAUCGCAGAAUUCAACAGGAUGAGUUCCUUUUUUUUCAUUCUUCAGAUGCCAAUAUCUGCUUUGCCUACAUUUGAAAACCUAACACCAUGCGUCCAAUUUUUCUUUGCUGAACUGGAUAUGACCCAUUGAAUUCCCUAUAGCUCGACACAAAAUUACAGUGGUUGGGUUGGUGAACUGGAUUUGAAUAAUUCACAGCCCUAUAGUUCAACCCUGCCCUAGAAUGGAUGUUGAAUGAACUUGAUAGUGAAGCUGGUAGAGGCCUAGCUAAAGCUUCUUUUAGUAUCGUAGACCCUUCAUCAAUUGGCAUAAUUAGUGAGACAGUUUUUUGCUUUGUGUGCCCAUCACAAGAUCUCAACAUUUUCUGAUAUUGGUAAAUUAAUGCAUAAUUUUUAUUUUUGUGUAAGGUUUUUUACGUCAAAGAUAGCUUGCUGUUCCUAAGGGCCAUCUAAUCGAAUAAGGCUUUUGCACAAAUGCAUCAGACCAUUGGCUUGACAGAGAUCCAAGUGCCUUUUGGGAUGCAUUCCAUCUGUUAAAAUCAAUUGAUUUUGAUUUUUAGACGCAUAUUUUGAAUUCUUUGCUGUUAUUCUCCAAUGUCAUCUGUUAUACUAAUUUGCAGUCCAUAAUCUUGCAGGUUCUUCAAAUUUGUUCUCAGAUCCGCAGCAGCUUAUCCAAACACCUCGCCACAACUACCUACAAAACUUUCUCCUGGAUAUGUGAGGCUGAAGAAGGAAAACCAUGGAUGGCCUACUUCUCGAAAGCGGAACGAAUUAGAUUCCACGGGGACCAUUUGACUUUAACAGUUUGGACGUGUUAAUGCUUGGUGACAAUGUUGGGAUUUUUCUUUUAUUUGUAUUCAAUCAAAAUUUGCAUCUAUGAUAAUCUCCUGAUGUUAUACAUGUAGCAGUGUGGUAUGUGAUGCGUUGAAAUUUGAAUUUAUAAAUUGGUCAUUUCCAUUGCUUAAAGAUGUUGUUGUUGGAGAUGGGAAUGCUGAAUUAGCAUCUGAACAACUUAAGAGUUUCUUAAUGCUGGAGAUGAAGUUGUAACUGAAAGAUGUGUUUUACCAGCUUGGGAGUAAUUCAAAGAUUUUGUUUGGAAUUGAAAUUAAAAUCAAAGCAGAUGUUGAAGUAAAAGGAUCAAGUAAAGCGUUCUUAGCCUCAUCUUCAACAACAAUGAACCAGAAUGACCCUCUACUGGCAGAGAUACAAGACGGAUAUCAGCCAUCUAUUUUAAACAUGAGAAUACAGAGGUUCAAACGCGGUUGUCCUGGUCCAUUUACAUUGAAAAAAUAUGUUUUGACUGACAACGGAAGCAGCAAUGACAACAGCAUCAAUGGAAACUCUACAAAACCCUCAUCAAUCGUAAGUUUGUUUAUUCAAUCCCUAAAACUUGUUAACUUACUGUGUUUUGAUGAAUAAGGUCUGGUGGUGGACUAAAAACGGUGAAGAAGUUGAGCUUAUUGAAAUCGUUAACUAUACCUGGAGGAAUGACUAUAUCUGAUGCUUGUCAAAGGAUGUCUGCUCGAAGAGUUGAUGCAGUGCUUCUUACUGAUGCAAAUGCUUUAUUCUCUGGAAUCUCUACUGACAAGAGGGGUGCAGAACAAGGUAGUGUAAUUGCAGCAGCUGUGGGAGGGGUGGAAUGCUAGUGAGAAGAUUAAUCUGGUAAUGGCACUGAUUGCUUAUGUGAUGGAGCUCGAAGGAAAGUAUGGGCCACGUCUCAUUACUGUAUCUAAUGCUGUUUCGGUUGAUUGUUGGAUUCCCCCACCCAAGGCCCAAGAUGUCUAAAAGGAGUACUACCAAUUUUAAUCAAGGGAUAAUGGCACCAGGUGGAGUUGGACCCCCUCGCACAUCACACGCAGCCUCUCAGUUGUCACGCACUGAUCUGCCAAAGAUUAACAAAGGAGGAAGAGGGGAUGCUCUUAAUGCAAAGCUUAAUGAUCACAUAAGGAAAAAGAAAGAAAAGCCUACAAUAACGAUCAAACCAGGUAAUAAGAUUCCAACUGGGGAUUGGGCCACUGAAUUCCAAACUGAAAUAGGAAUCAUCGUCAAAAAGUUUGCACCGUGGUCGACUCGCCCCAAAUGGAAGUCAAUUGGAAAAUCAGAUCUGAAGAAAUUUUAUGAUCUCAUAUUGGAAAAAUUCACUAUUGAUCUACAUGUAGUACGCAUUCAGAAGGCGGUCAACACAAUGCUAGCAAAUGAGUACAGACAGUUCAGAUGCACACUUCACAAACACUACCUGCAGUACAAACAAGAUGGAACAGAACGGGAAAACCCGCAUCAUCAGGUUAAGCAGGAGGAUUGGCAGAAACUUUGCACUUGGUUUGAUUCUGAUGAGUUUCAGACAAGUAGCACUCAAGGUAAAAAAAAGUCGACAAGCGAAUACAACCAUUCAUUGUACGGGGUCAACCUUUUGCCCGCUAUAGAGAGGAAAUGUGUGAUCCAGAAACAGGUGAAGUUGUUGAACAAAUUGAAUUCUACAAGUUAACCCACUGCAAAAAUGAUGUUUGGACGUGUCAUACGGCGGAGGAGAACUAUGUAAUCCAAGGAUUUUCGUUGUGAUUUUCUUUUAAGUUUUUUGUUGAGAGUUAUUAUUUAGUUUUAGCAUAUGUUCUGCUAUUUAUUGUUAAUUAUUGUGUAGGGUAAAAUGCUUGAACUCCGAGCUGCGCCAACACCUGAAGGUUCAACACCCUUGACCGAUGCUCAAAUAUGUGAGGAAGUGCUAGGUGUAAGAUCCGGUUAUGUCAAGGGUCUUGGUCAUGGGUAUGAAAAACCUAGCUCGUCUAGCAUCGAAUAUAAUGCGGAGUUAGGCGAAGAUCUUAGGAGGGCAGAUGACGCAGAGAAGAGAAAUAAGGAACUUGAAGAAAGAGUUGAUGAUCAAAAUCGCACAAUACAGGGGCUGGUAACUGACACAAUGGAUAUAAGAAGAAUGUUGCUUGAAAUGCAGGGAAACCGUCAAAGCACUCCUGAGAACAGUCAAAGCACUCCUGAGAACCGUCGAACCACCUCUUGAGAUGAUUGUUGAGGGACCAACAGUUGAGAUGCGCAUCUCUGUUUCUUUUUUUAGCUUUAUGUUUAGUGGUAUCGUUUCUUUUCUUCAGUUUAGAAUGUUAAGUUUCUUAAUUAGUGGUGUCAUUUAAUGAACAAUGUAGAUCUUUUCUAUUAAUGAUUUGUUUCUUUUC